AUGGCAGGAUUAUCUGUUCAAGAUAUGGGGUCGAACAUGAUUCCGGAGACUGAUGGUGGCAGUAAUGGUGGAUCGAUGAGCAACAGUAGUUUUGGGAGUGGUUUCAACGGUGAUGGGAAAGUAAAAAGAAAGAGAAAUAGAAUUCCGCUGAGCUGUACCAUUUGCAGGAAGAGGAAAGUUAAAUGUGACAAGACGCGUCCACACUGUAACCAGUGUACAAAGACCGGUGUGGCCCACUUGUGCCACUAUAUGGAGCAGUCGUGGGCGGAAGAAGCCGAGAAGGAACUGUCCAAGGACAUGGAAUUGAAAAACUUGAAGGAACGGGUCAGGUAUUUGGAACGAAGUCUGUCCAAAGUACACGCAUCCACGUCGAACUCAACAAGUAACACACCGGAUAACGCCGGAAUCGGCUCUGUUGGUGCACCAAGCCCGGCGACUAAUACCACUUUGCAUACUCCGAUAGACGAUAAACGUAGUAGCAAUAUGAUGAGCACGAGUAGUCUUGUCAACGAUGACACGGGGGCAGAUGAGAACACGGGUGUCGUUCUAUUAUCUGGGGAGGACAAAUAUGAGGAGGACGAACUGGAUUUGACUAAACAGUUCGAUAUGUUACACAUUAAAAAUAACGGUACCAUCCACUUGGGUGCGACGCAUUGGCUGGCUAUUAUGAAGGGUGACCCUUACUUGAAGCUUCUUUGGGGCCACAUCUUCCAAAUUAGAGAAAAGGUAAAUGAAUGGUACUCCCAGAGGUUGCUACUACAAAAAUACAAUAGGAAAAAGAGACACCACCAUACGGCCAACGGCCCAAGUAGAUGCCCUGUUGUACACGUACCUAUCGAAGGUGCUGAAAGUAAGCCAACACUCAAGGAACCGGUCCCUUACGCACGUCGUGCCGCUAUCAACCAAUAUCUUCCACCACUUCCAGCUGGCGACAUAAACAAAUGUCCCGUUGUCGGUCACAUGGUUUUGCCAGCAAAUAAAGAACCUGGAUCUCCUUUAUACAAAGUGGAACCAGAGAAUAUACCAGCGCCGGCACCUCAUCCACUACCACCAUCCUCUGGAGAUGCGGUUAGAAGAUGUCCAGUGACAGGUCAAGUGGCAGACGAUUCGAUAAAAAGUAGUCCCGCGCCUCCCGCUGCACUCAACUCAGAUGAAACUAAUUCGAAAACGUCCAUAAAGAUAUCACCUCAGGCGGCAAAUGCAAAGGUGAGAAAUGUGGAAAAGUUGCCCUCAUUUAAGAAACUGACCAAUGCGAAGUUUGGGACGGGGGCGGACCAAAAGAAUCUCAUCUCUGAGUACAACAGGAAGUUGGAGUUGGAUGCACUUUCAAACGAGGAAAUUAUAGAGAAAGUCACAAAACUUCUGCCUCCAAGACCCAUCAUUUUCCAAUUCAUCAACAAAUUUUUCAAACACAUAUACCCAAUCAUACCAGUCAUUGACGAACAAAACUUCAAGAACCAUGUCGAGGAGAUUCUGUCCUGCAAGAUGGAAAACGCAGAGAACACGAGCACGGCGCCACUGAGCCUGAAAGUUAGCAAGGGGUCCGACUAUUGCUACUUGGGUAUCAUGGCGAUUAUACUGAGAUUGACUUGGUUGUCGUUGCCGGGAAACAGAUGUGAGAUGGACCUCGGCGCCUUUGAUGGGAACUCAGGCAGCGCAUUCAAUGCGAAUAGUCCAGCCUCCCCUGCAUCUGUAUCUUCGAUCACGUCUACGAGCUCUUCUGCAAACAUUAAAGAAGAUACACUACUACUCAACUAUGAGACACCAGCAGAAGCUCUGGAACUAAUUAAGGACUACUUGAUUAAGUUCGACAAGAUCUCUUCGAUAUCAAACAACAAUAUCAAUCUGACUACCAUUCAGUUCGCCGUGUUUUACAAGAUAUACAUGAGUAAUUCACCAACUGAAGGGUUUGUCAACCCAAAGGUUACUAUUCACAGUAUCUCAGACUCAAAUGCACACGAUAACGAAUCGAACCAAAUUCUUCUAUCGUCGAUUAUACAAAUGGCAUUCAGUUGUGGUCUGCACAGAGAUCCAGAUAAUUUCCCACAACUGAACGUCGUCUCGACAUAUCAUAACAAUUCCGCUAAUGGAACUGCCUUGGACGGCAACAACUCUGCUCAAAAUGCAGAGAUGAAGAAUACAUCAGAGUCUAAAAUGAAGGAGAAUCAAGUUACAACAGAGAGAUUCAAGCACACGUGGCGUAAAAUAUGGUACUACAUCGUGCAUCUCGAUGUACAACAGUCACUAGCGCUGGGGUCGCCGAGAUUACUAAGGAAUCUGAAAGACUUCAGUGACACAAAAUUGCCCUCAUCCUCGAAGAUCGAUUAUGUGCGCGAUAUCAAAGAACUGAUCAUCAUCAAAAACUAUACGCUAUUCUGGCAAAUUGAUUUGGUAAUUAUUGCCAUUUUGAAUCACAUACUCAAUGUUAACGUGGCCAAAAAUGUUAGGAAGUGUGAACUGGAUGCCCUUAUUGACUCCCUAAAACAAUUAACGUACGGUAAUGAAUCAAUUAAUGACGUCCUGAAGAACUUAGUCAACAAAGGUUUAUUGUCGACCUCAGAAGGCCCUGUAAGCUACCAAGACUACUCUGAUGAAACAUAUGGGCUCCCCAGUCUGGAAGAGAUUUUGUCCAGAGAGGCAGUGACUGCACCCCCAUCGAUGAAUAACACUCCAAUGUCUACUACAGUGCAUGAUAUACACACGCCUAACGGGAGCAGUAGCCAGAAUCACCACUCAAGCUCCGAUAAGAGGUUUGAACUACCCCAUGAAGCGACAACUAAGGCUCUCUUUUUCACAAAACAUCUGACUCUACGAAUGUUGUUGUAUCUGUUAAACUACAUUUUGUUCACACACUACGAGCCAAAGGGGUCUACAGACUCUGGAACGAUCGGUUUAACGAAACACUACGCUCAAGAGGCUUUGACAUAUGCCCUGGAUGGGUACAGAAACUGCCUGAUUUUUUUCAGUAAUGUGAGAAAGAGUCCCAACAACAUGUCUACCAUCUUUGAUUAUGUGAACGUCUUGCUUUCCCCAGGAUGUCUAGAUAUCGGUCACCGUGCUCUGCAGUUCUUGGUGUGUUUAACACUGAGGGCCAAAUGUGGUCCAAUCGGCAACAUGAACCAGAACCUGUUUACCGCUGGUGGUGAGGAUUCUGACAACGACACCAUAUCAAACCCAGAUAGUAACAACGCUACCAAUCCGGUGCUUGCUCAAGGUAAUUUGGCCGAUCUCAACCCGAAUAUUAUCAACGACAUCAAUCUGGAAAGCGUCACGGAUGCGCAAUUAAGCGAUAAUCUAGUAGCGCGUAUGGAGCUGUUUCAGCAACUGACGAGCCAAAUUGCAGUGAAGUUUCCAUACGCCAACCGUACCUCUAGAUCAACAGGGUUCUUUAUCACGCUCUUGGGGGGCAAAGUAUCGAAAAAGGAUGGGGAUGGGUCUGUUGGAGUUAUGAAACACCCCAAAAUAUCAGGGUUCUUCAAGAAUGUGCCGUCUCUUGUCUUGUCAGGUGAUAAUGACCAGUUGUCGAGAUGUCCUGUUUUCCAAGAUGCCCUCGGAUUUAUGUCUCCCAGGACGCCGUCAACUCCACAGGCAACGCAGUUACCUCCAUUCAAAUCAUCGUACAAGCCAAUCACGUACACGAAUAGUAACAUCCGUAAGAUGGAGUUGAAGAAGGAGCAACAGGAUGAAAAGAGACGGAAGCUGAAUGUUCCAUCGCCUUUGACGAACCCAAAUGUCAUGACUGGCAGCAACAAUUCGAACAUCAUCCCACCCUUGCCUAUUAUAAACUCUGUCAACAACUUUACUGAUAACAUGAGUGCCCCCAAUGGUUUCUACGAUGGGAAUAUGAACGUUCCAAUGCCGCAAUACAGGGCGAACGAUGCGCUAAGAUCUGGGGCACCGAGAGUAAAUGGUCCACCAUCCGCUGGUAUUGGGUCCGCCACAGUAACGCCAAUGAGAGUGCCCACACCGUUGUCGAUGCCGCUACCCCCUAUCGAGCCUUCGUCGGGCGUUUCUAAUAUGGUGGAUGCGAAUGGUAACCCGGUGGUGCCACCGUUUAUGAACAACACUGCUGCUGGCGGCCUCAACUCCUUAAACGUUGGUACCGGUGCGGGCAACCACAACGGUGGUGGGCUGAACGAGCUGUUCGACCCUACGAAUGUGAUGCAAGCGAUUACCCAGUUCAACCCGCUGCUUGAGAUGAACAACUUCGCGGGCGGGCUCAUGAACAUGAGCGAUUUUGGGGGCAAUGACAGCUACACGAACAGCAGUGCUCCAAGCUCCAACGUGAACUCGAACGCGUCGCGCACCCCAAGCAUGAUGCCGGGACAGGACACGAACUACAACGGUGCCCCGAACGCAGACUUGGAUUUCUUCAUCCCCAAGAUCGAAGACGGUUUUACCGAGCUACAGGACUUUACCAUUUGGGAUUGA
Molecule: messenger RNA, 4431 nt
Organism: Huiozyma naganishii CBS 8797
Lineage: Eukaryota; Fungi; Ascomycota; Saccharomycetes; Saccharomycetales; Saccharomycetaceae
Gene: HAP1
Product: Hap1p
Exons: 1
Coding region: 1-4431 (1476 amino acids)
Biological process (GO): regulation of transcription by RNA polymerase II; DNA-templated transcription
Cellular component (GO): nucleus
Molecular function (GO): RNA polymerase II cis-regulatory region sequence-specific DNA binding; DNA-binding transcription activator activity, RNA polymerase II-specific; zinc ion binding
Source: RefSeq, a predicted model, not a curated record